CGGACGAGCGACGCAACUGAGAGAGAAGGUCGAAUUCGCAGCGUCUUCGAAUUCCAUCCUCCGACCGCGAGUGGAUCGGAUGCUUCAGCGGAAAUGAGGGCCAAGGCUCGGAAAAAAUCUCUCUCGAAGCCUUCUGCCACCUCCGCGACGUCGGUACCUUCGUCCGAUCAGUCUAGAAAUCCAUGCUGUCCAGAGAGUGUAGCCAACCAAGAGGAUAAUGUGCCCAGAACAAAUGAAUGUAAUGACAGAGUUGAGCAGCAUGGAGAAAAGGACCCCAAUACCAACGCUGCGAAGAUUUUAACUGUUGAAAAAUCCCAAAACGGAGGUUUUCAAAAUAUAUCUAGUCAAGAAAGUAUGGACAUUCAUAUAUUGGAAAAGGGGACUUGUUUAACAUGUAAUAGACAUGGCCAAUUGCUAGUCUGUACUGAGCCUAGCUGCCCAAUUUCUAUCCAUGAGAAGUGCCUGAGCAGCAAACCUCAAUUUGAUAAUUUGGGGAACUUCUAUUGCCCUUAUUGUUCAUACAAAAGAGCGGUGGCUAAGGUUUAUGAGUUGAGAAGAAAAGCCAUGUUGCGCAAAGAGCCUUUAUCCAAUUUUCUUGACACUGGGGUAGUUGAUGAGGGGCAGAAGGAGCAGAAUAGUGGGAAGGAUAAGGGGAAAGACUUCAAUGUAUCUCCAUCUCCAGGACACGACAGUCUCCAUGAUGAUGUGAGUAAAGAAAACACUGAAGGGCAACAUCAAUCUGAUCCUGUAAAUCCCGUGUACAGUAAACAUGAAGCACGGGUCGAAAAUCAAACAGAUAAAUCACCUCCUAGUGUCCAUGGUCAGAGAAAUUUAGUCCAUGAAGAAGGGUUGCAAGAAGAGGAAUUGAGAGAAUCUAUUGAUAACCGCUGCAAGGAAGUUCUGGAUCAAGAGAAAGCAGAGACGGCUGAUGAUCAUCCUUUAGAAGAAGCGGCAGCUGAGGAUGCUGUACCGUCUAAAUCUUCUGUAGGAAAAAGGCAUCGUAAAAGUAUUCGCAGAAGUCAAGGGCUAAGUAAGAAAAGAAAACGGAGGAAGUUCCAAUCAAUUGAUGCUACUGCAUCUUCAAUUCAAGGAGAUUUUACCACUGAUGUGAACCCAGAAGCAAAUAUAGGAGGUGAAGUAUGUGAUUCGGAUGCCGGGGCUGGUUCCAUGAACAAUGGACAUUCUCCAAGUGCAAAACCUCAAAGCAAGGCACCAGUGGAGGAGUUUGUUUCACCAAGAAAAGGUUCCUCUGGAGCUGGCAUGAGUAUCAUCAACCAGAAAGAUUCCCAUGAUGGUAAGAAGAAAGUCGCUCUUGCUGAAAAGUCAAGACAACGACAGUCUCCCAGGAAGUUACCAAAGCCACCACUUCCCAAUGUAAAGCGCCGAUUAAGAUGGUCACCUGAAGAAGAGGAGAUCCUAAAGGAAGGAGUGCGGUUAUUCUCAAGCGAUGUGAACAAGAAUAUCCCUUGGAGGAAAAUCCUGGAAUAUGGUUGUCGGGUUUUCAAUCCAAGUCGCACACCUGUUGAUCUCAAGGAUAAAUGGAAGAACAUCACUACCAGAAGAGAUUGAUAUCAGUCGGUAGUUUUUGAAGAGGGCAGAAGUCAUUCAGAAGACGCGGUGUUUUACUACUAUCUUCUUCCACCCUCCUAUGUCUCCAUGAGGAUUUUGGUGGGGGAGGCCUCUCUCCUAGCUCUGGACGGCAGUAUUUGUACAUAACUCCCUUAUGGUAAAAAUGGAAGUCCUUUCACUGAGGCCAUUAUAGAUAUGGCAUCAUGACUUCCGAUGCGGUUCUCUAGUUGGGCGUUUCUUAACUUCCCAUGCAAGUAGUAAGAGUUUGAGGAUUCUUUCUUCUUCAGAUUUGAAGUGCGGAUGUCCUAGGCCAUUGAGAAUCAUGUUCAUGAAAAAUGGUCGGAUUGGAUGGAUUAGCUUUUAUGUUUUAUCUGGACUGCUACAAUUGGUGGAUUAGUUCAAUUCCAUCUCGAAAGAAUGAACAGGAGUCAAAGAUUUCUUGCC
Rhodamnia argentea is the source of this 2013-nucleotide messenger RNA. RefSeq lists its product as uncharacterized. The coding region runs from base 94 to 1569 and encodes 491 amino acids. The record is from RefSeq and is a predicted model, not a curated record. The transcript is spliced from 4 exons. NCBI's taxonomy places the organism in Eukaryota, Viridiplantae, Streptophyta, Magnoliopsida, Myrtales, Myrtaceae.